Molecule: messenger RNA, 2060 nt
Organism: Equus caballus (horse)
Lineage: Eukaryota; Metazoa; Chordata; Mammalia; Perissodactyla; Equidae
Gene: UNG
Product: uracil DNA glycosylase
Biological process (GO): base-excision repair, AP site formation via deaminated base removal; base-excision repair
Cellular component (GO): mitochondrion; nucleus
Molecular function (GO): uracil DNA N-glycosylase activity
Source: RefSeq, a predicted model, not a curated record
CAUGCGCGGGCCGCUUGGCGCCAACUGCAGACCGCCUCAGCAGCGCGAGUCUUGCGGGUCCCCGGUCGGCGCGCGUUCGCUCCCUCCUCGGCUCCAGGAUGAUCGGCCAGAAGACGCUCUACUCCUUCUUUUCCACGAACCCCACCAGGAGGCGACCUGCCCGCAGCCCCGAGCCGGCCGACCCGGGGACUGGCGUGGCGGCGGUGGCUGAGGAGAGCGGGGAUGCCACGGCCAGCCCCGCCAAGAAGGCCCGAGCCGGGCAGGAGGACCCCGGCACGCCGCCCUCCUCGCCGCUGAGCCCGGAGCAGCUGGACCGCAUCCAGAGGAACAAGGCCGCGGCCCUGCUCAGACUCGCGGCGCGCAACGUUCCCGUGGGUUUCGGCGAGAGUUGGAAGAAGCACCUCAGCGGAGAGUUCGGCAAACCGUAUUUUAUAAAGCUAAUGGGGUUUGUUGCAGAAGAAAGAAGACAUCACACUGUUUAUCCACCCCCACACCAAGUCUUCACGUGGACCCAAAUGUGUGACAUAAGAGAUGUGAAGGUCGUCAUCCUGGGGCAGGAUCCGUAUCACGGACCCAGUCAAGCUCACGGGCUCUGCUUCAGUGUUCAAAGACCGGUUCCACCUCCCCCUAGCUUGGAAAACAUUUAUAAGGAGCUGUCCACAGACAUAGACGGUUUUGUUCAUCCUGGUCAUGGAGAUUUAUCUGGGUGGGCCAAACAAGGUGUUCUCCUACUCAAUGCUGUCCUCACAGUCCGGGCGCAUCAGGCCAAUUCUCACAAGGAGAGAGGCUGGGAGGAGUUCACCGACGCGGUCGUGUCCUGGCUAAAUCACAACUCGAAUGGCCUCGUGUUCCUCCUCUGGGGCUCUUAUGCUCAGAAGAAGGGCAUUGCCAUCGACAGGAAGCGGCACCACGUGCUGCAGACUGCUCACCCCUCCCCAUUCUCCGUGAACAGAGGCUUCUUUGGGUGUAGACAUUUCUCUAAGACCAACGAGCUGCUGCAGAAGUCUGGCAAGGAGCCCAUCGACUGGAAGGAGCUGUGACCCUGCACCAGGGGCCUCCGGGCAGUUUUCUCUUUGCUACUGUUGAAGUACCUGUCGGUUGCAAAGUUGAAUUGAGAAGAUAAUUUCCCUAGUUCUUAGUCUGCAUAAGGGGACAGUUUGAGUAAAGCGGCCGUGAGCCCAGCUGCCGAGCUUAUCCAGCAGAAGUGGCCGAGGCUGUCCCAUGGCCACAUGUCUGCCUUUGCAACAUGGCUUUGGCCUGACACGAGCCGUCAGCCAGAGCUCCUGGGAGAGAGAUGAGGCCGUGUGCUCUCGCCUCGCUCCCUCUGCUGCCUGGUUCAGGAAGGCCGUGAGAUAAGCGCCUCUUUGGACGGCCAGCUGCUGCUUGUUUUACCUGGUGGGUUAGACUUUAGCUUAUAAGGUGUUGGGUGUGUUUAUUUAGAAGGGCCCCUUUGCCCAGCUGGCCUUCCAGUCCUGCCAGGUACACUGCCCCUGAUCCUCACAGAGCCUCAGGCCCCUCCUUGAAGGAAGCAUGAGGACUACCUGCAAGUUUCCAGAAAUUAGGCCUCACUUUCCUGAGUGUGGGAAGGAGAAAGUGGCUAAGGACUAAUUCUUGGUGUGAGCCUUCACGGCCAGGCAGAGGCCGAGACUGGGGAGCUGGGUCUGGUUUAUAGCUUCGACCUGUGGCUCUUCCAGGAGUAAGCAGUGUGAGCUGAACAGCGAGGAGGACAAAGGGGGGUUUUGAUUUUUUUUUUUUUCUUUUUUAAGAGGAAGUGCUUUUCUCCUAGAUGUGUCGUGAGUUGGGGUUCUUAAGGCAGCACAGACUGCCAAAAGCUUUUUUUAUAACUAAAAUCACUUUGGGAUCUCUCUUCUGCAACACUGCCGGAUUUUGCUUUGUAAAAAUACAUCGCAGAUUUGUAUAUAUAUUUUACUGUUCGUUUAACAAUCUUUAUUAGGUCGUCACCUCCAUCCUAGAUCCUGUUAGAGAUGCGGCUUUGCUUUGAGUUGGGUUAAAAGAGUUAACCCUGCUGAGUUUCCUAAUAAAAGAUGGUUGAAGUUUCA